CGGAUUAUUACCAUACGGUAUGAGUGAAAAUCCGUUUUUUAUUUGAUAACUUACCAUUAUCCAUGGAGUUCCAGGAGUGCUUCUCGCUGCUGGCUUCCCGCCCUGCACACGCCCACGAACACUGUGAGGAGGAGAAGCAUGCAGAGGACAAGCCGCAGGACGUGAAUGCUGUCGAACACGAAGAAACUGUCGUUUCUGAGGAGCUCGAGGACCUAACGCUGCUGAGCACCCGAGAGCUGGUGCGGACGUUCCACGGGCUGCAGGAGACGCGCGUCCAGAUCUACGCCGACUUUAGACAGGGUUUCCAAGUGCACCAGAAGACGGAGCAGUUCCCCGCAUUCUGUUCUGGCAUUACAGAGCGGUUUUCGGCUGUGAGUGAACGGAUUAACCAAGUGGAGAAGCAUCUACGAGACAAGAAGCAGCAAGUAAUCGCGGAUUUUAUCCGCAAGAUUCAGCUAGAGGAGAAGGAGAAGCUUCUUCUGGUAGGAUGCAUGGCGACUAUUAUGAUGCUGUUUUGUUAUUGAUGUUGAUUUUGUAUGUAUGUUAUCUAGACGUCUGCCGUGUUGAUCGAGAAGAUGAGACUUACCGAUGCAUUGAAGCAGCCAGACCCCGAUGAGUCUACCGUUGCCUUCUUGGAGAGAUCUGUAGAGACGCUCAAUGGUAAACAUACCGAGUGUGUAGUCCGCAUCAACGAGGUUUUGGAAGAUCUACGCGCUGAAAGUGCCGAUCUCGUCGACUAACUCAACAGAGAUCUCUCGACAUCUUUGGUAGCGACAAGAUUGUGUUCUUGCGAGAUUUUUUAAUAGUGCAGAGUCGACCUCGCAGCUCCGCUUCGUGUUGCUGCAACGUUCGCAGUCCCUCUUGAUCGUCCACGUAUUCAGGUGGAGGAUCACGGAUCAGACAGCGCUCCUCGCUCUCAUAAGCUGCAAAAGCCGCUGGAUCUUGUCGACGCAUGAACUCCAACCGUGUCUUUUUAGCAUCCAAAUGGAGCUGCAUAGUGGAGUUCUGCCGCCGGUUGGCACGAUGGAACUGUUCUGCUUGAGCUUCCUGGUGUUUCUGGCGCAGAAUUUGCAUGAAAAAUUCGUCUUCACGCUCAGUAUUUUGCUGGCGAGUGCGUGCGAACACUUCCUGCUGUGCCAGUUUUGUGCACACUGAGAUAUCGUACGCGUUCUCCAUGUUUUUGCGGAUAUACAGCGCAUCUGCAUAAAUUGGACGCACACGUUCAGCAUGAAGUGUACGCUCCACGUUUUGCCACAUCUCUCCAAGCUUGAAUGUCGGAUACUCUUUGGCGAUCUCCAGCAUCACCUGGUCUUGAGGAGAUAAGCUCUCAGUCUCACAAUCGAAAGAAACAUUGGCCAGGACGGAGUAGAUCUUGGCCUUCAGGUUCACUUCAGGGUGAAUUUGAUGGCUUUCCAAGUCCAAAACGGAGCGAGAUGUUCGCUUGUCCUGUGAGAGCCCCUGCGCUGCUUUGAGUGCGUCUUUCAGUCGUGCAAAAGCUGGAGAUUCCGGUCGACUUGGUGGCGUUAUAUCUUCAUUUGAAGUGCUGCUUUCUGACGCGAUGAUGAACGAACUUCUGCAGUGUGUGAUCGACUGGAAGGCGCAGUGACGGACAUUAAUGCUUGAUUGUGAAGCUGCUUUGUCGUUGUCGACUACGUCCAGGUUUGCGCGUUUCUCGGCGGCUUCUUCGUCUGCGUAGAGGUGAAGCAGCAUCUCAUUCGCGCUUGUAUUGUAGUUAUUGCCAUGCUGCUCGCAGCGCCACGUUUGGUACGACGGAAUAGCUGCUGGGUUCACUGAAAGCUCAGCAAGUGCAGCCAACGCCUGAUGCUUCAAUGCUUUGGGUGCUGCUGCUAUGAUCGAUAGUAACUUGGGCACUCCGUCGUGGUUUAUGAACGCUAAUUCACUCUCGAUAUCUCCGACCACACAAGAACGCACUGCGUCUAAUAUUCCAACUAAAAUGUUCUCCUCAAGAACGGAAUGUGACGGAUGGAACUCGAGAUACUGAACGAGUUCGUACACGCCGUUGGAACGACGGAAGCGCUCGCGAUUCGCUCCAUCGUUACGACACAGACUAGCACACGUAAGAAUUGCAUUCCGACGAAUUACGAACGUAUGGCGCGAAGGAGGAGUCUCGAAAAUCUCCACAGCGGUCUCGAUAGCUCCAAGAUUUCCCAGUUCAACUUGGAAAAACGGAACGGGAGGAGAUACUUGCAGUAGUAACAUCCAUGCAGACGCCAAUACAUCCUCAGUGCCCAUAUUGAGCUGAAGAAAAUCGAGAAGCUUCGCAUGUCCACCAAUCUCGAAGAAGUGCUCGACUACGAACGGAGCCACGUGAUUAAGCACACUGAGCGCCGUCCAUUGUAACAACUGACGCUGUGGGGCUGAGUAUUUCAGUGCAGAGGAUCUGUAAAGCGCUCCAGAAUCUAGCUGUUGAUUGCUAUUGCUAGUCGCAUAUGACAACCAGAUUUCGAGGAAUCUGAAUUGAACUAGCUCGCUUAGAUUCGCUUGGUGAUCGCAGGAGAUCUCGGCUAAUAGAAACCAGA
This is a messenger RNA of Phytophthora nicotianae INRA-310, 2540 nucleotides long. RefSeq lists its product as hypothetical. The transcript has 3 exons. The coding region runs from base 63 to 524 and encodes 153 amino acids. NCBI's taxonomy places the organism in Eukaryota, Oomycota, Peronosporomycetes, Peronosporales, Peronosporaceae. The record is from RefSeq and is a predicted model, not a curated record.